Caretta caretta (loggerhead turtle) is the source of this 6206-nucleotide messenger RNA. RefSeq names its product WRN RecQ like helicase (gene WRN). Lineage: Eukaryota; Metazoa; Chordata; Testudines; Cheloniidae. Gene Ontology annotation, biological process: DNA replication; double-strand break repair via homologous recombination; telomere maintenance. Gene Ontology annotation, cellular component: nucleus; nucleoplasm; chromosome. Gene Ontology annotation, molecular function: 3'-5' exonuclease activity; 3'-5' DNA helicase activity; ATP binding. The record is from RefSeq and is a predicted model, not a curated record.
UGACGUGCUGCGGGGCGACGGGCGGCGGCCUGAUGACGUGGCCCGCGCGCGGCGGGUUCUGGGCGAGUCGCGGGAGCGUAGCAAGCGCUGGAGCAGAACAAAAGUAACAGAAAUGCAGGAGAAUUAAUCAUAUAGAAUUGAAAAUGAUUUCUCCACAUCAUAAACUUCCCCAGUGGAUGUCUGCACAGAGUAAAGACAAUGCUGUGGGUGACAAAAAGAAGUCUCAUGGUCAGAGGAGUGUUCUGGAAAAUGACCUGCCUUUCUUAGAGUUCCAUGGCUCUGUUGUUUACAGCUACGAUGCCAGCGACUGUUCCUUUCUGUCAGAAGAUAUCAGAAGAAACCUGUCUGGUGGAGAUGUGAUAGGAUUUGACAUUGAAUGGCCGCCAUCAUAUACUAAAGGGAAAGUCGCCCUAAUCCAAAUAUGUGUAUCUGAGAAAAAAUGCUACUUGUUUCACAUUUCGUCAAUGUCAGGUUUUCCCAAGGGACUCAAAAGAUUGCUUGAAGAUGAAGAUGUUAAAAAAGUUGGAGUAGGAAUUGAAGGAGAUCAGUGGAAGCUGAUGAGCGACUUUGAAAUCAAGCUGAAGAGUUUUGUAGAACUGGCUGAUGUCGCCAACGAAAAACUGAAGUGUAAGGAGAUAUGGAGUCUAAAUGGCCUGGUAAAACAUCUAUUUAGCAAGCAGCUUCUGAAGGACAAGUGUGUCCGCUGUGGUAACUGGGAAGAAUUUCCACUCAGCGAGGAGCAGAAGUUGUAUGCAGCCACUGACGCUUAUGCCGGCCUCCUCAUUUACCAAAAACUGGAAAAUAUGAAUAACUGUGGUCAGAGGCUCUGUAGUAUAAAAACCGAUGGGGAAAUGUUGCCCAAUGAAGUCAAGAAGCAACUGUCCUCAUUAGCUGAAGAAAUGGUGGAGCUGGCUAAUGGUCUUCCCAGCACUUUUGGACAACUUAAAAAUAUGCAGAGAGCUGUAGAAAUAUUAACCGAUGUAUCAGGAAAUAUAGGUGCCUUAAGAAACGUGUUGCUUGGUGAACCCAACCCCCAAGCAGAGCUGGGGAGCAGCUGUGUUGCAGCGCCAACGAAUGCUGAAGUUGUGUCUACCGUUGUUGAAGACGAAAAGGCCGAAACGCCUGAAUUUCCUACAAGACUUCAAGAUGAUAUAAAUAAUGACCUUGAUGGUGAUAUGUUACUGUGUGUCAGUGAGAGAGACCUGACUAGUGGUGAAAUGGAACUUAGUAAGCCUGAGCAGAAAGAUGGAACUGCAGACAAAGGAUCUAAGGAGGAUACAGAUAGAGACUGCUUAAUGUCACUGGACAUUACUGAAUUCGAACUUCAAAUGUUGGAACUUAAGGCCAACCAAGAAAUUCUAAACGAAGCUGCCUUGCCUGAGGAACCAUAUUCCAGAGAGAAUGAACAAAAUCUUGGUUGUGUCAUUGAAAGUGAUGAAGAACUGGAAAUGGAGAUGCUCAAAUCUAUAGAAGAUGUAAACAAUUCUAAAGUCAGUCGAACUGACUCUAUCUCCAUUGAAACCAAGAGAAUUGAUGGCACAAAAUUUCGCCUUUCUCCAGAUGAUGAUGAAGAUGAAGGCAUUGAGGAGGAGGAAGAGGAGAGUUGGGAUCCUUUGUUGCCUGCGCCUAGUGAAAUAGAAGUCACGUGCUUAAAGACAUAUUUUGGGCAUUCUGGUUUUAAACCGGUCCAGUGGAAAGUGAUCUCUUCUGUUUUACAAGGCAGAAGAGAUAACCUUGUUGUCAUGGCAACUGGAUAUGGGAAGAGCUUGUGCUUCCAGUUCCCACCCAUUUACACAGGAGGUACAGGAAUAGUCAUCUCUCCUCUUAUUUCUUUGAUGGAGGACCAAGUGCUGCAGCUUGAAAUGUCAGGCAUUGCAGCUUGCUUGCUUGGAUCAGCUCAGUCAAAAAAUGUGAUAGGGGACAUCAAAGCGGGCCACUAUAGAGUUGUGUAUAUAACUCCAGAGUUCUGCUCGGGGAACUUAUCAUUACUUCGGGAACUUGACGAAACCAUUGGUAUUACGCUGAUAGCAGUCGAUGAGGCUCAUUGUAUUUCAGAGUGGGGGCAUGACUUCAGAAAUUCAUUUAGGACUUUGGGUUCCUUAAAGAAAGCGCUCCCUUCGGUUCCUAUUGUUGCUUUAACUGCAACAGCGAGCCCUUCAGUUAGAGAAGACAUAGUGCGUUGUCUAAACCUAAAGAAUCCUCAGGUCACAUGUACUAGUUUUGACCGACCUAACCUAUACUUAGAAGUUGGACGAAAAUCUGGACAAAUCCUUCGGGAUUUAAAACUGUUCCUUAUUAAAAAGGAAAGCUCUGCAUAUGAGUUUGAAGGACCCACUAUCGUUUAUUGCCCUUCAAGGAAGACCACUGAACAAGUAGCUGCUGAGCUGAUGAAAUUAAACUUGUCCUGUGGCACAUACCAUGCUGGCAUGGGAAUCAAAGCAAGGAAAGAUGUUCAUCACAAGUUCAUGAGAGAUGAAAUUCAGUGCAUUGUGGCUACCGUGGCCUUUGGAAUGGGUAUCAAUAAAGCAGACAUCCGGAGAGUUAUUCAUUAUGGUGCCCCUAAGGAAAUGGAAUCCUACUACCAAGAAAUUGGAAGGGCUGGCCGUGAUGGGCUUCCCGCUUCUUGUUACGUAUUUUGGACUGCAGCUGAUAUGACUUUUAACAGACAUCUUCUAAAUGAGAUACAUAAUGAAGGAUUCCGACUAUACAAAUUAAAGAUGGCGGCAAAGAUAGAGAAGUACCUUAACUCAAACAGCUGCAGGAGAAAAAUCAUCUUGUCUCAUUUUGAAGACAAACAACUCCGGAAGGCCUCCUCUGGCAUCAUGGGAACAGAAAAAUGCUGUGAUAAUUGCCGGUCCAGAACCCUUUGCUGCACCAUUAACAGUGACACAGAAGAGAGUUUGCAGGAUUUCGGUCAGCAAGCGUACCAGCUGAUGUCUGCAGUGAGGGCCUUAGACGAGAAGUUUGGAACUGGAGUUCCGGUUUUGUUUCUCCGAGGAUCUAAUUCCCAGCGUCUCCCAGACAAGUACCGAACUCACGCUCUCUUUGGUAGUGGAAAGGACUGGCCAGAGAAUUGGUGGAAGGCUUUGGGCCGACAGCUCAUCACUGAAGGGUUCCUUAAAGAAGUUUGUGGUCGAAGCAAAUUUGCAACUCUGUGUGAGCUUACUAAAAAGGGUAGAGACUGGCUAUGUAAAGCUAGGAGUGAGUUGUAUCGGACUCUUCUGCUACAGCCCAGUGAAGAACUAUAUCUUAGGAAACCUCACACUCAAAGCAAUAGACAGAUAACUUUGGUUGCAGGACCACAUUCACCAGAUAUGAGGUCAAUAAAGCUGACACCAGAGAAACAGACAUAUUUGCAGGAAAUGUUUUCUUAUCAAGGAGCAAGUAAAAUUUCUACAAGGGGCAAAGUCUCAAAUGAAAGUGACCUGGUGCAGUCACCAAUCAAACUGAAGUCUCCAGAACCUGCUGUUUCAUCCAGAGAGAGGGAACUGCACACUGUUCUAUACAGUAAGCUGCUGGCAGCCAGACAGAAGCUAGCCAGUGAGAAGGAUAUUCCUCCGGCUGUGUUGGCAACAAAUAAAAUAUUGGUGGACAUGGCCAAAAUAAGGCCUACGACUGUUGAAAAUGUGAAGAGAAUUGAUGGCGUAUCUGAAGCAAAAUCUGCCAUGUUGGUUCCUCUCCUGGAUGAUAUCAAGGAGUUUUGCCAUGCAAAUAACCUGGAGACAGACACAUUCCCUACUUGUGGAUCUAGGGAACAGCAGCUAGCAGCCCUCCAGAAGAGAGGUGGGUGCAGCCCCCUUCCGCAGUCACAGCUCACAACAUACAUGCUGUUCCAUGAGAAGAACCAGUCUUUGAAGAGUAUAUGUGAAAGCAGGUCUCUGCCUCUCACUGUGGUUGGCUCUCAUUUAUUCCAAGCCAUGAAAGCUGGCUACCCAGUCGACUUAGAACGAGCGGGUCUGACUCCUGAGGUUCAGAAGCUUAUUACUGAUAUCAUCCAAAACCCUCCCAUCAACUCAGAUGUAACCAGAAUGACAGCGAUUAGAGCACUGGUCCCUGCAAAUAUCGAGCUGUACCUGAUCCGAAUGGCAAUUGUGCUGCUGCAGAAAGGGUGUGGAAACGGGCAGCUGGGCCAACCGUGUGAGUCAGGCAAGAAAAGCCUCUCAGCUGAGUGUGAAGGGCCGCCGGCCAGCAUGGGGCCAGCCCAGAAGAACAAGGAAGGAAUGCCAUGGACUGAAACAGAGGCGAAUUCAAAGAAGCCAACCACACACACAUACAAGUUUGUGUCCAAGGAAGGAGUAAAACAAGAUCAUCCACAUAUGGAUUCUUCACCUUGGCUUGUAAAGAGCAGCAAGAUGGAUAACAAACAACCCCCAAAUGCAGAACGGGAUGUACCAAGCCAUCAAACCUCCCUUCAUUUGGCCUCCUGGAAUCAGCCUCCCUUGGAUCCUGAUGAAGAGGAACUGUUCAGUGACUCCCAAUCAAAGACUCAGCCUGCAAAGAGGAAGUUACCAGAAUGGUUUGGACCUUCAGAGGGAGCAGAUUCUUCCAUUACUACUGGCAAGAAAUCCAAAGUGCGAGCAAAAAAAGGUCUUUUUAGUUGAACUUGGAAAUAUCAACAACUUUCUCUUUUAAAGAAGCUCAGAGAGAGCAUAUACAUGAGCAAUCUGGCUCCAUUGUCAUUGAGAAUCGAGUUGCAAGCACUACAUUAGAGAUGGUUUAUUUUUAGUUUCCAGGACAACUAGCGUUCUGAAGUACACGUUCAUUUGUUCACAGUUGAAACCAUUACUGAGCUUGGGCUGGAACUAGAGCCCCUCAGUUCUUGGACUUGUCAGUGUGUGGGAAGCACCCAUAUCAAGCAGCAAGAUCUUGAAUUCAAGUACAUAAAGAACUGACCCAAGGGUUAAAUUAGGUCAUGUUAACAUUGUUUAUAGAGGCUGUUUGCUACUUUCACUAUUAGGAUUAAACUUUCCAAGAUUUUUACUGUCAGUUUAUUAUAUAUUAGUACAGCGGUUCUCAAACUUAAGCAAUCCGAGGACCCUCAUUUUGAUUUAAAAUUUUGGGGGCCUCCCCACUCAGCCUCAGGCCCUGCCCUGACUCCACUCCUUCUCCCAAGGCCUCACCCCUCCCCCACCUCUUCCUGCCACCUGCUCACUCCAUCCCCCCCUCCCUCCAUCACUUGCUCUCCCCCGGCCUCACUCACUUUCACCAGACUGGGGCAGGAGUAGGGUGCAGAAGGGGGUGCAGGAUUUGUCAGGGAGUUUGAGUGUGGGGUCUGGGCAGGGGUCCAGGGUGUUUGCGUGUGUACUCUGGCCGGUGACGCUUACUGCGGGUGGCUCCCAACCAAGCUGGCAGCGGCGCUUAGGUGGGGGGGAGCGGGGUCAGGGGUCUUUGUGUGCUGCCUGUACCCACAAGUGCCGCCCCCAAAGCUCCCAUCGCCUGCAGUUCUUGGCCAGUGGGAGCUGCGGAGUUGGCAUUCGGGGUGGAGGCAGUACGCGGAGACCCCCUUGCCCCCCCCACCCGCCAGGGGCUGCAGGGAUGUGCCGGCCACUUCCAGGAGCAGCAGGGAGCCUGCCUUAGCCCCGCUGCACCUCCUGGAUGGGGAGAAGUUGAUCAGUGGGGCCCGUGGACCCCCUGGAGUACCCUUGGGGAUCAGUUUGAGAAACGAUGUAUUAGUAGAUUCCAUUUAUUACCAUCUAAAUGUGAAAAUUUGGGCAACUUCUGUGAAGUUCUUUCCAGGCCAUCUCAGCUGCUUGUUGUUGUGCAUUUACUUUCUCUAUGAACAUCUUCAAAACCUUCGUCUCAUCAGUUGGAAUUGAGUUUAUUAUGCAGGUGCUAAGUUUUUACAGUGCCUUUUUUUUUUUUUUUUAAAGGCUGAUAGUAGGCAUGGAAGAAUGUAGAAUAUGGGGGAUCUUGCAGAUGGUUCAGUGCCACAAAACGAAUAAGUGUUACCUUGCUGCUAAUACAUAUUAUGUCAGCUCAGCAUUCUGGAUCUACUAACGUUAAAUCUGCUUUGAUCUGAUAAUACUGUGCAGUAUAUCUGAUGUAAGAUGUACUGUAUGGAACUCACUAUAUUUCUGUUGAAUUUAGGAAAAUUAUAUAUAUGGUAAAAUGUGAUAAAUACCUUUAAAAUUGCCAUUAUGCACUUUGUACUUGCACCGUGGUGUAUUUUUUAUAAUAAAAUGCUGCAUAACGGUACUUACAAUACA